AUGAAGCCGUCAAUAUCAAUACUCGCGCCGCUCGUGGCGCUCGCACCCUCUGCACAUGCCGCAUAUCAAUUAAACCUAGACAGCCGCGAUUCGAUGAAACAAGUCACAUCACUACUCGCUCACGACAUGAUGACAUACUAUCAGGGAAACCUGACGGGACAGACGCCAGGACUGCUGCCAGGGCCAUGUGCGUCGGACUUGUGUUACUACUGGUGGGAAGCAGGAGCCAUGUUCGGUGCCCUGGUCAACUAUUGGCAGUAUACCGGCGACGACAGCUACAACCAAGUAAUAUCAGAAGCUUUACAAUUCCAAAAGGGACCAGAAGCCAACUUCAACCCGCCGAAUCAGUCCAAGAACAUGGGCGUGGAUGACCAAGAUUUCUGGGGAUUCGCAGCCCUCGAUGCGGCUGAGGCGGGCCUGCCAGACGUACCUGGUCAGCCGUCAUGGCUUGCGCUCGCGCAGGCUGUGUUCAACUUUCAGACCAACCUCUGGGAUGCCAAAGUGUGCGGUGGAGGUAUGCGAUGGCAGGUGUACUCAUUCAACGCUGGCUACAACCUAAAGAACACCAUUUCGAACGGCGGCUUCUUUCAGCUUGCCGCUCGCCUCGCUCGCUAUACCGGAAAUCAGACCUAUGUUGACUGGGCGGAGAAAAUGUACGAUUGGAUGGCUGGUACGCACUUAUUUCAAGAGACGGAGGACAGGCUCUGGAUUUGGGACAACACAGAUACCAACAAUGGCUGUAUUGAUGUCGAGCACCAUGUCUGGACCUAUAAUUACGGCACCAUGCUUUCUGGUAUGGCAUACCUCUACAACCUGACCGAGAACGCUACAUGGGCCACCCGGGCGUCGCACGUUCUUGAUGGCGCCUUCAAGACUUUCUUCCCCGACACUCUCGACGGAACGCCGCCGGAUUCAAACCUGGGUGGCAAUGUCAUGACAGAGAUGCAAUGCGAGCCAACAAGUGUCUGUAACAACGACCAGAGCAGUUUCAAAGCGUAUCUGGCGAGAUGGAUGGCUGUCACCGGCCAGUUGAUUCCAAGCUUGCAACCUCAGAUAACGGCAAAGCUACGGACUAGCGCACAAGCAGCAAUGAAUCAGUGCAUUGGCGGCGACAAUGGACGAAUGUGCGGACGGCAGUGGUAUUCGAGCGUUUGGGACGGCAGCAGCGGUGUUGGCCAGCAGAUGACAGCACUAUCAGUUGUAGGCGCCAACUUGAUCGACUCCAGCAUGGUGCCUCUGACAGCAGACACUGGCGGCAAAUCCGCCAGCGACCCCAACGCAGGCACUUCUGCACCCAUAUUUCCUCAUGAUGAAUUUCCGGAAAUCACGACAGCAGAUCGUGCAGGCGCUGGCAUUCUUACAGUACUCGUGGUAUUUGGCAUGGCUGGAGGAGCGUAUUGGUUAGUCAGUUGA
This is a messenger RNA of Cyphellophora attinorum, 1413 nucleotides long. Its product is annotated as Mannan endo-1,6-alpha-mannosidase DCW1. The record is from RefSeq and is a predicted model, not a curated record. Gene Ontology annotation, biological process: carbohydrate catabolic process; fungal-type cell wall biogenesis. Lineage: Eukaryota; Fungi; Ascomycota; Eurotiomycetes; Chaetothyriales; Cyphellophoraceae. Gene Ontology annotation, molecular function: mannan endo-1,6-alpha-mannosidase activity. The transcript is spliced from 2 exons. The coding region runs from base 1 to 1413 and encodes 470 amino acids.